UUAUUAUCUUUUCCCAUAUUUUGUUCUCUGUCUUCUUCUGACGAUUGUUCACGUUUCCUUUUCCUGCUUUCCCUCUUGAACCUACACACUCGUUAGUUAUUACUGCUACAAUUAAUUAUCAUUAUAUAACCAGGUCCCUAAAUCAGCUAACUAAACUGUUUUUUGCCACCAAAGAAGCCCCCGGGCCCUCCCGCUUCGUUAUCACAGUCGCUUCCUGCCCUUCUUCUUCUCUUCUUUAUCUGCCAAUUGGGUAUAGUACAUGUCUGUACAUCUACAUGUACAUUACAUCUUACAUCUGGCGCUCUUUCAAUCCUAUCCUAUCAGAGAUCUUCGCACAGCUCGCAGACGACGGCCUGGGGCCAAGAACCGCAGAUCAGCGCCUUCCCCGCAAGUUACACGGCGCAUCCUGCUAACGCACUUGCUAACGUAGUUACUUACUUGCUAACGCACUUGCAUGCUUUAGCGUCUGUGCCGGCAUUAGAUUAGCCCUGCUUCCAACCGACGUAAGCUUCAUCUAUUCCCUACAAUAAUCGUCUUUGUUUCAAGAACCGAUGAAGGAUCGGCCUAGAAUUCGGCAAAAACGCUUUUCCCGGGACAGGUUCCAACUACUGGGCAAGGGCAGCGGCAACCACCAAAACGAUGCCACUGACAACAUCCCAUUGACCAGUGUCCCGAGUCGAGGCCAGAACGGUGCGCGACAGGAGGACUCCAAUGCUUCUUCUUCUUCGUAUUCCUCCUCCUAUAUCCCGCCGACAGACCUGCCUGCUGAGAACGACAACAAUGACAACAACGAGAAGAGCGGAUUAUUCCAUCAUAGCCCAGGCGGACGCAGGAUGCUGUCGUCGCAUGGGAAGCAGCUCGAGGCCCCGGAAGAUGGCACCAUCAACCGCAUGGGAGAGCUGUACAAUGCGAUUCUGAAUUACUCAGUCAUCACGCGGUAUUUUAUCUACGUUACGCCCUUGGCGUUGCUCAUUGCCAUCCCCAUUGUUGUCGGAGCUACAGUUGCUCAAAAUGCAGAAAUCGCGGGUGUUCGCAUUGUAUGGUUCUUUACUUGGGUGGAGAUUGUCUGGUUGAGUUUGUGGGUGUCAAAAGUUGUCGCUCAUUACAUCCCCUAUGUGUUUCAAUUCCUGUGCGGCAUUGUCAGUUCUGGGACGAGGAAGUAUGCACUCCUCUUGAAAGCCUUGGAGAUACCAUUCUCUCUCAUUGGCUGGUCACUGACCUCGCUUGUAACUUUUAUUCCGUUGAUGACGCGAAACCCUUCCAAUAGAGCUUCCGGUAACACAGGUAUCCAUCAUUGGCAACGUGUGGUCAAUAAUGUCUUGUUUGCCGCGUUUAUCGCGACUUUGAUUCUAGCUGUGGAGAAGAUUCUGAUUCAAUUGAUAUCGAUCGGCUACCACCGGAGACAGUUCGAUUCCAGAAUCAAGGAGUCCAAGCGGAACAUUGCCCUCCUUUCUAUGCUCUAUGAGGCUUCACGAACCCUUUUCCCUGAAUAUUGUAAUGAGUUUGAAGAUGAAGACUAUGUGAUCAACGACUCCAUUGUUGGUGGUGUUGGGAAAUUUGGCCGUGGCCACAAGCGACGAGGAUCCGCUUCGCCGCUCCGUUUGAUUCAUGGUGUAGGUCGAGUCGGGGACAGAAUUACAGCUGCAUUCGGCAACGUCGCCCAAGAAAUUACUGGGAAACAGGUCUUCAAUCCAACUUCUGCCCAUUCGAUCGUGACCUUAGCGCUCGAGAAACGCAAGUCGACUCAGGCACUUGCACGCCGUCUGUGGAUGUCCUUCGUCCUCCAGGGACGAGAGAGCCUUUUAUUGGAUGAUAUUAUCGAGGUUCUUGGUUCCGGACGUGAAGAAGAUGCGAAGGAAUGCUUCGCCAUGCUAGAUCUCGAUGGCAAUGGUGACGUCAGCCUGGAGGAAAUGAUACUUACUGUCACCGAGAUUGGGAGGAUAAAAAAAUCGAUCAACAACAGCUUGCAUGAUGUGGAUCAGGCAAUUCAUGUGCUGGAUAGCCUUCUGUGUGUUGUCGUCUUCAUUAUGGUUGUCUUGGUUUUCGUUGCUUUUCUCAACACCGGAUUUGGAACCACUCUUGCGGCGGGGGCGACUACUCUUCUUUCUUUAUCCUUCGUCUUUGCCACGACCGCCCAAGAGGUCCUCGGCAGCACGAUUUUUCUUUUCGUAAAGCACGCGAUGGACGUAGGAGACAGAGUCGAUAUCGGGGAUCGUCAACUGAUUGUAGAACACAUCUCUCUCCUUUACACCGUUUUCAGGGGUGUUCGAGAUCACAAAACCUUUCAAGCGCCAAACAUAGUUCUGAACACACAAUGGAUUGAGAACGUCACUCGUUCAAAGGCCAUGCGCGAGCAGAUCACUCUCACGGUGGAUUUUGGUACCUCGUUCGCAGAUAUCCAGCUGCUCAAGGCCGAGAUGCAGAAAUUCGUCCGUGAUAAGGAAAACUGCCGCGAUUUCCAGCCAGAUGUUGACAUCGAGGUCGUCGGCCUUGGCAAUAUAGAUAAGCUCGAGCUCAAAAUCGAAAUCCGCCAUAAAUCCAACUGGUCCAAUGAGACUGUCCGAGCUGCCCGUCGGUCGAAAUUCAUGUGUGCAUUGGUCCUUGCCAUUCGCAAGAUUCCCAUCUAUGGACCUGGCGGUGGAGAUGCAGUGCUGGGCGACGUUACUAGGCCGUCAUAUUCUGUCUCCAUAUCGCCCGAACAGGCCCAGGCAAGCAAAGACGAGUGGGCUAAGGGUAAAGAGGGGAAACGGAUGGUUCCCACAGAUGAGAUGGACAACUAUUUCGCAGGUACCAAGGAGCAGGAUGGUUCCGAAGGCACCUCCACCGCAGUGGAAGGCAGGUCUCCCGGUGACGGCAAACCCGUUUACCGGGGCGCUUCAACCCGAUCAGUUCCUGCAAAAGACAAGGAAGCUUCUGUCGUCCAGGCACUGCAUUCACGUCCACCAGCGAUGGACCAAGCACGCAUCGACGGAUGUGAGAUCCCCCGCGACAGCAACACUACCCCCUCCAAGAAGCACAAUGGAGCAGGCGCAAGCGACAACGGAAGCGGGACUUCCAAGCCACACCGUGACGGGCCCCCAGUCGCCCGAGGAACAUCCACAGGACGACGGACGGGAGUCCCAGCUACGAGAUUCGUAUCGCCCAAGACACCCAUCAAUGAAGCCGACGUGCCAACCCACACCGUGCCCCCAACCUCAGCACCCCCAUCAUUACCAGCAGCGGCAGCAACAGCAGCCAACCCACCGCUAGCGCAACAUCCACCGCCCCAACCACCACCAACAACAGCCCUACCAUCAACCCCUACACCCGAAUACUAUGAACUCACCGAACGGGACCGCCACCCGUCCUCCUAUUACUCCUCCUCUUCUCCCACCGCCGAUAAUCCAUACCUACCACCCCCAUCGCCGCACCCAUGCGCAUCUCAAAUGCAAUCGCAGCCACUACAGCCCCCUCCAGCAGUUGCGUAUGGAGGUAGUGGCAGCCGUGCUGAUAAUCUACCUCCACCGAUCGCUCCAGGCCCGGGAGGAGGACCGUUACAGCAGCAGCCACCGAGACAGCUUGUGCCACCGCCGGGCGGGAAUGCGUUUGCACUGCCGCCGCGGAAUGAAUACCAGUACUGACACCGGCAGCAACAGCAGUAUCAAAAUAGGAUGAUGAUAGAUAAAAAUAGUUAGGAGUUUUUAUUUGAUUUAUUUUUGAUUUAUUUUUGAUCUAUUUAUUUUUUUGUUAUUUUGGGGGGAAUUUACGAAGAUGGCUUGUAUAUACAAAAUAUAUUAGAGAAGAAUUUGGUUUCUAGACCAGUGGCAAUGUACGAACAUACUAUUUGAAUGUGACUAUGGGUGGGAUCUAUGGAGGGCAAUUGGCGGGGCGGUUGCAUGCGUUGUUUUUGGAUAUUUUGAAUUUUUUAUCUAACCCAUCUACUCCGUACGCUCUUCCCUAUAUAUAUAGUUAUUAUGAUUUUUUUAUAUGUAUUAAUUAUUAUCUUGCGUCUUAACGGUUUUAUGCCCUCUCUCAAACGUUGCUAUAUUGAACUAGCCCCGUUGACAAGAAGAGGGAUUCGCGAUAUAAUAUUAAUUCAGAUUGUAAUAGUUAUAGUACAAUUACUCGAAAAUGCACUCAACCCGUGCUAAAAACAGCUUCAGCCAUUCAGUCACAGCAUUGCCCAAAUGUUUCCAUCCAACCAUUCGUUUGCAAUAUCCCGUAUAUUAUUCUAUCACAUAUACAUAUAUGUACUGU
Molecule: messenger RNA, 4236 nt
Organism: Blastomyces gilchristii SLH14081
Lineage: Eukaryota; Fungi; Ascomycota; Eurotiomycetes; Onygenales; Ajellomycetaceae
Product: serine/threonine protein kinase
Exons: 3
Coding region: 552-3620 (1022 amino acids)
Biological process (GO): calcium ion transmembrane transport; intracellular calcium ion homeostasis
Cellular component (GO): membrane
Molecular function (GO): calcium ion binding; calcium channel activity
Source: RefSeq, a predicted model, not a curated record